UUAUCGCUGAUCAAUUCACAGUGGUGAGCAAUGUGAUCACAAGACCAACCACUCACCAGACUUCGGAAACUACGGGUUCGUCAGUGGUGAGCAAUAUGACCACAAGACCAACCACUCACGAGACUUCGGAAACUACGCAAUCGUCAGGUAAGCAUAUGUGA
This is a messenger RNA of Dicrocoelium dendriticum, 161 nucleotides long. Lineage: Eukaryota; Metazoa; Platyhelminthes; Trematoda; Plagiorchiida; Dicrocoeliidae. The record is from the annotation of a GenBank genome assembly.